AUGAGGCCAAAUAUGACUCGUCUAACCAAGAUCACUAUCGUGAUCAUGUCACUGGUUUCUGGGUCAGCCAUGGGUGAUCUACCUUCCUGCGAAACCAUCCUCGAACCGUUGAACCCUUGCGCCAAGCAACAAAAUAAUGACGUGAAGCCACCACAGACUUGCUGUGACGCUAUACAGAGCCUCAGCCGGUAUUCAAACGACAAGGAAGAUCGACACGAAAUAUGCGACUGUAUCAAGGCUGUAGCAAUUUUGGCGGGGCUGCCUAUUAAUGAUUUUUCUUGCAUUUCUUUUCUUCCUCAAGCCUGUGGCCUAUCCGUGAAACUUCCACCCAUCUCUACCGACAUCGAUUGUUCCCAGGAAGACUUGGUGCAUGGAGUGUACGUGAUGACGGAGUUUGAUAUUGUCAUUGGAUUUGCCGGCCAUCACCGAAAAACUUUUGGAGAGCUAGAACUUUAUUUCACCAUGCCUGCCUUAAUAGAAUAUUUCUUGAUCUCCUUCAUGCUCUUCUUCUUCUUCAUUCCUCACCUAGCCGCAGCAAGCUCCGCCACCACCUGUGGUGAAUCGACAUGCACUUCCACUAGCCCUCAGAUUCGAUUCCCUUUCUGGCUAAAAAACCUCCAACCCUCAACCUGCGGGUAUGAAGGGUUUGGUCUCACAUGCAACCCUGGACACCGAUGGCAAAGCAUUCUCAUCACUGUCCCAUCUUCCUCGAGGCACUUCGCCGUCCAAGAAAUCGACUACUUGAACCAAAACGUAUGGAUCUCCGACCCCAACAACUGCUUGCCAAGGCGGUUCAUGGACAAUGACUUCAGUUUUGAUGGUUCACCCUUCUCAUACGUGCAUGCCCUCGAAAGAUUCACGUUCCUCAAUUGCUCUUACCAAGCAGAAGUAUCGUAUUCGUAUCCACCCAUUUCUUGCCUUAGCAAUGAGCACUACAUGGUCAUUGGUGUGCCAUCGGAGUGGAUUAAUUCAUCAACGACGUGGUCUUCUUGCUCUGUGAUUUCCGAAGCUUUGGUUCCACUCUCAGAACCAUGGGAAUGGGACUAUCUUAAUGGUUUUGGGUUGGAAUGGUAUGUGCCCAAUUGCCGUUUUUGUGAAGCCGUACCUGGUAAAGUUUGUGGAUUCGACAACAAUACAAGUUCCAAGCUUGGGUGCAUUAAUUCAACUAACGGUCUCUCAAAAACUGUGAUGUACGGUAAGAUAUGCAUAGGAAUUACAGGACUAUUCUUUCUCGUCAUUGUGAUCAUGUUAAGGCUGAGGGCUUGCGGUCGGGUCAAUCGACCCAUAAUAGAAUUAUCAGCCAUACCUCAUCCACAACCUUCUGCUGUCAUAAUGGGGCUUGAUGAUCCAACCAUUGAUUCAUAUCCUAAGACUCAACUUGGAGAGAGCUUGGAAUUGCCCAAGCCUAAUGACAACACUUGCUCAAUAUGUUUGGGAAACUACCAGCCCCGGGAAACAUUGAGAACCAUACCAGAAUGCAACCAUUAUUUUCAUGCUAACUGUAUAGAUGAGUGGCUUAGAAGAAAUGUGACGUGCCCGAUUUGUCGAAAAUCAUCCGAGGGUAAUAAAGGGAUUGAGGCGUGA
Prunus armeniaca (apricot) is the source of this 1584-nucleotide messenger RNA. The record is from the annotation of a GenBank genome assembly. NCBI's taxonomy places the organism in Eukaryota, Viridiplantae, Streptophyta, Magnoliopsida, Rosales, Rosaceae.